Molecule: messenger RNA, 9050 nt
Organism: Betta splendens (Siamese fighting fish)
Lineage: Eukaryota; Metazoa; Chordata; Actinopteri; Anabantiformes; Osphronemidae
Exons: 2
Coding region: 3461-4528 (355 amino acids)
Molecular function (GO): zinc ion binding; nucleic acid binding
Source: RefSeq, a predicted model, not a curated record
UUGUAUGGGAUAUGUAUAUGUAGUAUAUUUAUGUAUCAUAUCAUAUAUUAUUAUAUAGGUAGUGAACAAUCUGUUCGGGUCAGGUUAAGAUGCAGUGACUGUUCCUCAACCCUUGCAGUUUGGCAGGGUCGUUGUCUGGGGAGCAUCUGGGAUAGACUCCAGGAAACAGACAUUUACAUUUACUUUUGUAGUAAAAUUGAUCAUUGCUUAUGAGAGAAGUACAGAGAGUAGAUGGGUUCGUGUGAGGUGGGGUGAAAGAGUUUGCGUAAACUGGGUUCGCAGAAUCCGUGUUCGCAGAAUCUGUUGUUGUUAACAAUGUUUAUCCAAGCUGUUCCUAAGGAAAUAUUCAAAAUGUCACGCCGACCUGGGAAAAGAACUGGGAGGUUGAUGGUGGGCCAGAUGCAGCUGGAGCUGGACAGAUAACACGGCCCAGCGCCAGGACUUUCCAAGUAGCCGAGAAAAACAUCUACAUGUCCUUAUUUGGACAUGUGGAAAGUCUUUAGGUGGUGGUUAAAAGCAGGCCUUCACAGGCUGGGGUUUUCAGAGCGCUUCGCAGAGGGUCCGCUGGUAGCACACAGCGGACCUUUUCCGACCUCUCGGUUCUCUCUGCAGAGGAACAAGCAGUUGUGUUCGUGUGAAUCUCUGCCGUGAUUGAAGGACAAAGAGAAUACACGACAGAAAUUGGCGUCACUCCAAGGCAAGAAAGCCGGGUCUGAAGCCGACAGGUGCCCGACUGCACCCAGCCCGAGACGACUCGUCACUGGUGGCCACAGGUGAGAUGCGCUUAAAGCUCUUACAUGACGAUUCUCUGUGUUGGGGGCAGUGUGGGCAAAUGUUGGUUACAUUAGAAGGUUCUAAAUUCUGAUUCGGCUAUUUCUAGAAAACAAUCUGUGUGGGAAUAAGCAGAGAGAGGCAGUGGAGAAUUUGCUUGUAUAAUUUGCUGUAUAUAAAUAUAACUAACCAACUACUUAUUUGUGUGCUGUACUUUGCUUUUAUUGUGGGGAAAUAGAAAAUGACAUGGCCUAUUGACCUCUAAAUGUUGACUUACAUGUUAGCUCUUUGACAGACGACGUUGGGAGAUUCUAAAUCAAGGGCUUAAAUAGUCUGUAUGUGUCUAAAAUAAAUUUAAGGCUGUGUAAGUACGGUAACUGACGUUGGAAGUGCAGGCCCAAGAAAAAGAACCCAAAUUGGCAACAUAUACUAAACACCUUUUUGUAAGUUGGACACUCUCUACUUACCAUUUUAUAGUUCGGGACUGAAAAAUAUUUAUUCAAGUGGUUCUAAAAUUAAGGUGAGGAUUAGUAACAGCGUCAGAUUACGGUGCGGCCUCAGUGCUCAGUUUAGUGAACCGAAAAGCCGACUUUUACUCACCAAAUUAGACCAAAUUUAUAUAUAUAUAUAUAUAUAUAUAUAUAUAUAUAUAUAUAUAUAUAUAUAUAUGUAUAUAUACAUAUAUAUAUAUAUAUAUGCUUAUAUAUUUAAGGCACUGUAGGUUUAUGUGCGUAUGAGGAGACCUACAUUAAGCUUGGGACUGAUCAAUCCAAGUGUAGAUUUUCUCAUGAGUUGUGAGGCCUGAGAAAGAUAGGGAAAUCAGUAAAAGCGCUUUCUGUGAUAUGCAUAUGAAGUGUGCUGGCAAUAGUGUAUGAAGUUUAAUCAAGUGUGUAUUUGUGUAUUUGUGUAUAUACGUAUGUAAAGUUAAACGGCGUAAUAGUUGCUUGUUGCUGAGUUAAAUUUGAAGUAGGCUGGGUUGACAGCGGCUCCUCUACUCCUCCGGUGCAGAGGGAGUGUGUGUGUAUGUGUGAGAGAGAGGAAAAGAGAGCAGGAGGGCGGGGGAGUGAGUGUGUGUGCGUGUGUGACUAGAAGCAGAUCCCCGCUCCUCAUACGUGUGUUUUCGAUAGUUGGGGGGAGACGUUGGCUUGGUGCCAGGUGGCGACGAAGUUUUAAUUUUUGUAGUAGUUUAAUACUGUAACAUUUUUGAUUGUCCUAUAUUGUGUUCACUUUUCUUUGUACCUUUAUAAUCAUUUUGACGUAAUCUGAGUGUUUUAGUGCAUUUUUUGGUGACGACGUGUCCGCACUGUGGUUGGGAGUGGUCAAGCUGGUCACGGUGUGUAAAGACCGCGGCUGCUUUGUUUAUUAAAAUAAUAAAAAAGGGGGGAGUUGAGGCGCGGUCUCUAAAUUAGGUGUGGAGGCGUCAGCUGUGGGCCUCUUCUGUUGUUUACGCUCCAGAGAGAGAGAAGAGUGUGUGUGUAUGUGUUUUACUGCUCAGAGCAUUAAGCUCAAGGGUGUGUGUGUGUCGUACUAGUCCUAGUAGUAGGCUCGGGUGUGUGUGUGUGUGAGUGUGCAUUGGAGAGACAUAGACACAUAGUUGGCAGACUGCACUAAAAGCCUUAGUUUUGUUCCUAUUAUUACUAUUAGUGUAAUGGACAGCAGCUAAACUUCAAAACGUAUACUACGUCGGUUGAAGAGGAAGGAAUUUUACUGUAACGCUAACGCUUCUAAAUUGGCUCAGAGCCGUCAGCCGUGUGCUUCUCUAAGAGCAGAAUCAGACUGGAAGUACAAAGACAAACAGAGUACUUACAAGCCUCCAUCUGUCUGAGGCUCCGCCUCACCCCUCCCCUGAGUUUUCACCAACUUUUCAGAUCAGAUGUAUGUAUGUAUAGACUAUUAGUGCCUGGUUAGUAUUAGGUGAGAAUAAAUGUUAGUAAUACAGUAGGUGAGAAUAGAACCACAGGGGUAUGCGAUAUACAUGCUAGUGUACCAGUAGUGGUCUGCAGCGUGUUGGUUAUACUUUCUGUCAGUGUGUAUUGGUGGGAUUUAGCUUCUAUUUUUUUCAUUUUCAGUUUCCAUUUUUGUCUGGUUCUAGGUUAACUAGGUUAUUUGGGCAAAGUUAAUAAACAUUCCUCCAUUUAUAUCAAAGGUCUUUCUGCUCACGCGUCUGUAGCACCUGCAUUCUCAUGAGCAAGACCACCAUUUGUGACCUAAUGGGGGUUAGGCACAGCAUGUGACAUCACUAUCACGUUAAAUCAAGUGUUUCAAUUAUGCUGAUUUUGUAUAAACCUAGUAAUAUAAACAAAGCACAUGAUCAACUCCAAUAAGACGCUUAUAAUUUUUCUUCAGCAGUUGCUCUGAAGUGGGCGUUUCUGCAGUGGUUUGGUUUAUCUUUGCAUCAGACUUACUCUUUUAUUCAGAACAAAUCAAAACUCAUCAGCUCAGCAGUCACUAGGAAUGAUUAUCGGGCCAGUUGCUUAAAACAGAGGUAAAACCAAGAUACCCAGAAAGGAAGAGCGUCAAAUUACAAUUUAACUGUUUAAUAUUUAUGUUGCUUUUCACUAACUAUGGGUUGUAAAGACAGGGAACUUACUUCAGUUAUGAACACUGAUUGAGAUUAGUUCAGUUACAAGUAUAAUUAGGUGUAAUUAGGGGUUGAAAUCAUAUCUUCAGUAAAGAUACAUAUUUAAUAAUGAGAUCUGUGGAUGGGAACAUGUCUCCAGUCGAGGUGUUGAUGAAGGAAAUUCAGAAAUGCUCACACAAAUGGAGCAAGCGGACACAUGAAUCCACGUCGCCCUGGCCUUCAGAGGGGACAUUUGAUCUGAGGCAAUGUGCAGAGAUGCAGGGUUUUAUAAAAACCUAUAAGAUAAAAGACAAAUCUGUAAAGCGAGGCCUUAAACGGGAAAGAGAAAAUGCAGUGUUGCAAUUGUUUAUCAACUGUGCAAAAACGAUGAGCAAAAAGACGACUCAAUGUGGUGAUAACCAAUUUAAUCAGAUCUCUAUAACUAAGUCUCUUUCAGAUGCGUCCCAGAUGGAUGCAGAAGAAACAAAACCAUUACGGACAAAGAAGCCAGUUCACCCUGUAGCUGAUCUAGAAGGGACAGACAGGGCAGUGAAAAGGGAUGAGUUGUUAGAACUGCCCGACAUUUAUUUAAACACAGAGAAAAUCUCAAUUGGAAAUUCCUGCAGUGAAAGUGAUCUGCGUGACAGAGCAGGUAGAUCACUGUGGGCUGAGUCAGAUGAGGAAUCAGUGUGUGUGGGUGACGAACGGGUAAAUGAGGUUUCUGAUGGACUUCCUCUGCUGGUCAAAGAGGCAAAGCGUCAAAAUCUGCCCUGGCCUUCAAGACCAGAUCAGAAUGAUCUGACUGAAACUGUGGGACUCUGCAACUUGUCACUAGAACAAAUAACUGACCAUGUGAUUCAUGCUGUUGAGCUGCGUCAGAAGCAGGCAAAGGAGGCAGUGAAAGAAGCAACACGCCAGCAGAGGCGAAAAGAGGGGGAGAAAAGAGAGAGGAGGAUGGUGUCUGCUCAACCAGCCAGCGUGCCUCAGACCCCACCUACACCACCAGGCAUGGCCACACCUCAGGUGAUGUACAUUCUACCAGGAGGGUGGACAAGACGACCUCCUAUGAGGAGAGGAGGGUUCCCUGCAGACAAAGGCAGAGGAACAGGAGGCAGCCACAAAGGAGGCGUGAGAUGCUACUGCUGUGGGAAGACUGGUCAUGUAAGAAGCCAUUGCUUUGAUUGGCUACGAGGCUAACGAGGAGUGCCAAGACCAAAGGGGUCCGCUGAUCAAUGUGGAGGCCCCUCAGCUGGUUACUAGAGAGGACCAGACACCUGCAGGAUUCAUGAACUUUGUUGAUGGGCUCCAUCAAAAGCCAAAAAGCCAGAUGCCUCUGAAUCUGUGACUUCACCUUGAUGCACACUUUAGUACUUUGAGACUCAGACAAAUAUCUAAAAUUUGGAAACAAAAUAAACAAGUCGGCUGGUGAGAAUGACUUAGUCCUUAAACCUGCCAACAGAGACAAAAAUUAAAAAUAUGCCAAUUUUACUAGGCAAGGGAAAGACAAAGGUAUAGAGAAUAUUUCAAGAUAAAGUUCCCAAUUCAAUCACUCUGCUGACAAAUGCUCCACCUGAUGCUGAGUGGGUGACGGUGUUAAAAACAAUGUGAAUGUGAAGUAUGUGGAUGAAGAGACUGUGUGCACCAGACUUUGAGACAUGCCUCAUUUCAUCUCUCCAACUAACACUAACUGUAGACAGUUGUCUCAUUAUAUUGGUAAAGACUCAUUCUCAUUAUUGAGGUAAGGAAGUUUCACUAGACAAGCCUUAAUACUGUAGGAAGUGCCUCCCACAUACCAUAAAGUGAGUGAAGUAUCUGAGGAGGUCAAUCAGCUAAAAAGGGAAUGAGGAGAGUGUACAUGUUUCCCUCAUAUAGUAAACAGCAGUUUGAUCCCUACAGUACGGAAGCUAGUAUAACGCAUCACGCUCUCAUGUGUUACAGAAAACAUUAAACUUCAAGGUGACUAAAACCAGGUGUGCCUUUCACUGCUACUGUGCCAGUUCUCCAAUAGAUAGAAAAACCAAACCAUUCAGAACCUGCAAGGUGUAACUGUUGCAACAAUGCUUAGCCUUCUAUAGUACAGUAUUAUAAUAAAAAUGGAUUGUGUUGCUACGAGCAGUUACAGUUCACUGCACUACAUUUAGGAUUUGCACAGUACGUCUACUGUUUAAGUGGGGCUGCAGUUUUAAUGAUCGCCUUGACAUGUUUUGAUGAGGUUCCACUUAGUUCUUAUCAUCACUAUCAUUAAUAUAUUCCAACAGACCAGAAGACACAUUUAGCAAAUGGGUAAACCAGGUCUCAGUUCAUUUUUUCUUUCCAUUCUUUUGCUAAACAGUUAACAUAGAUGUCAUCAGUCUGCAGGCCUUAAACAAGUGUUACAGGGCUGUGGUGUUUUUUACGGCAUAGAAGGAGGAGGUCUGGGGAAGAGACUGAGCAGCAACAGUGACGGUGCUUUAUCCUCCAAGAGGUUUGACUGUAUGUGGGUUUAUAUGGACUUUCUUUAAUAGGUUAUAAUACUUCAGUUAUCGUCCACAGCUAUUUUGUUAUCACUACAAAUUCUGACAGUCACAGGGGAAUUAUAAUUAGAUGUAACAAUAAUUGUGGGGUUGUUUGAAUUUCUAGGGUAUAGCUUUGCGUUUCCAACAGUUAACUAGGUUGUGUUAUGUCCAUGUGUCAUUUCUGAUAGUUUGUGAGGAUUCAGCUUAUUUAGUCUUUACGUUAAUUUUGUCAUAAAGUCACUUAAUGCAUGCAUCCGCAAUGCGUCUUGAAUUUAAAAAGGUUUCCUACAACGCAAUGAUUCUGUGUUCAUAAUGAGAUUAGUUCGUGUUGAUGUUAUAGUUAUUAAGGUCUAAACAUUCUUGUUUCUCCUAUUGACAUUGUCCUUAAGUUCACUCAGUUUAUUCAGGGAUUGAUGAUGAUCCCUGGUAAGGAUAAACACAUAGGAUGAAUAAGUGUAGGAAAUUACUUUUAAGGGUUUUGCUAGUGUUCUUUUAUCCAUCUAUCUUAAUUUAAUGAUUUAAUCGGCUUCAAAUUCAAUGGACAGUUAUCUGUCUAUUGAGGGGGGAAAAUGUAUUGUAAAAAAUUGUUUUGAUUAUUGCUUUAUGACGGUCCCUAGUAACUGGGGAACUUGUGUGUGUGGCAUCUGCUGUGAGAAUGGACUAUUCUGUUUCUGUUGUGUUUUAUCCCAAGUUGGUGAACUUAAUCCAUGGGAGAAAGGUUGUGGUCGAGUUGGCACAAAAUUUGAUUUGGUAUAUACUGUAAAUAGCUUACGCUACAGAGGAAUAUGAUCUCACAGCGGGACUCAUUGUGGAGCGAUAGGAAAAGUGACAGGAGCAGGGUAUGUCAGGAAGGAAAGGAGUUAAGGGAAGUCGAGGAGUGAAUGAAAAGGGAAGUGUAAAUGUGAUAAUGACAAUAGAGGGAUGAAAAAGUACUGUGAACAUUGCAUUUUAGUGUGUAGCUUGUAAAAAUAUGCCGAACGCAUAGACUAACAUUGCAUGAAGCUUUGCUUGACGAAAUGGUGUUUAAUGCAUCAACCAAGUUUCUAUGUGAAACAGAUGAUUAAUAUACGCAGGAAAGCUGUGUUGUUCCAUUGCAGGAAAGAAGAGGACAAAGAAGAUCAAACUCCGGAUCACUGAUGGGCCCUGAGUGACACUGCUGACUCAUUUAGCAGAACAAGGUCACAGGCUAGCCUUUCUAAAUUAUAGUUCUCAUAGAGCAAGAGUUUUCUCUCUUAGCUCACGUGCACGAUAAAAACCCUGAGCUCAUGACAUGACUGACUGAUACUGUAUAUGCUCUACGGACUGACUAUGACAUAUGUCGAUGAUGUUUCUUGUUGUUGAUGUUAUAUAAUGAGGGUUUAACAAUUUUCAUUCUGCAUCUCAGUGUGUUGUUGUACACAGGAAGCUCACAUUAACAACUUCAGCCCUUCUCUCUACACAGAGCAGCAGUGGAGAAACUGUGUCAACUAAUUUUCUAAACUAAUUUUUUUCCCUAACCAACUUCUCUCCUACUCUUAACCUCCAUCCACAGGUUACUUCAGUAUCAGAGGAGGGUGUGUCUUAUGAUCUGCUACAACUGUGGGUUUUUAUAUUCUCUGAUCUUUUGAUUUCUACAGCGACGACCUGGAAUAAAAAGCAAACUAUAUGUUCUGUUCAGCCUAACCCUAACCCUAGCUCUGUAGGAUGGUUUAUGCUGCACUAUAGUGCAGAUCUUUCUGCCUCUCAGCUAUCAGCUCUCAGGUAACAGCUGGAGCACCAGUCUGAGGGGGACAGAGGAUGGUGCAGCAGAAGUGUGCUGGAGCCCUGAACGGUCCGGAAAUGAGGGACUCUAUGUUCAACGUGAAGGCAAGCUGGGCCAACUGGGUCGCUAGCAGAAAGGCAGGGCAUCAGAUGAGGUUCCAAGGACAACGCAGAGGGUGCAGUGCCACAGCUUCCAGUACAACCGUGACGGACGAAGGAGGAGUCGAUGGAGCCGAAGGAGCUGAUGGGGAGUCCAAUUAUUUCACUUCCAGCUACACUCCUCAAACAAUCCUCACCCACCUAAUAUUGUGGGGCUGCGCUGACCAACACGGCUAUAGGGUGUGGGCGGAGCGCCGCCCUUAGCUGCAUCGUUGAUAUACACUGAUGUUUGAAUUUGCCCGUGCAUGAGCUGAAUUGCAGAUGCUGGAUGACGUGGGAUCACAGACCUUCAUGAUUGACUGUGGUUGGUGUGGAGUCUGUGAAGAAUCUGUUGUGAUAAAGAGGACACUUAGGUAGAAUGAAAACUGUGAGGUUUGUUACUGAAUGCACUUGUUUACAGGUAGCGUGGAAGGAUCACCUGUUGGAGCUGAAAGAAGAGCUUAGGUGUUCUAUUUACUACAGAUUUUGUGAAUCUUUAACUUUGCUUUUUCAUCUUAAUGUUAAAGUUCAUGUCUAUUUAAUAUAAUGCAGUAUGAUGAGUCAAGGAGGAGCUUUCUUGGCCACUCGCUUUUAAGAAUGAUGGGCAUUAAAAUGCCCAUGAGGAGGGGAUUUGUAGUAUAUUUAUGUAUCAUAUCAUAUAUUAUUAUAUAGGUAGUGAACAAUCUGUUCGGGUCAGGUUAAGAUGCAGUGACUGUUCCUCAACCCUUGCAGUUUGGCAGGGUCGUUGUCUGGGGAGCAUCUGGGAUAGACUCCAGGAAACAGACAUUUACAUUUACUUUUGUAGUAAAAUUGAUCAUUGCUUAUGAGAGAAGUACAGAGAGUAGAUGGGUUCGUGUGAGGUGGGGUGAAAGAGUUUGCGUAAACUGGGUUCGCAGAAUCCGUGUUCGCAGAAUCUGUUGUUGUUAACAAUGUUUAUCCAAGCUGUUCCUAAGGAAAUAUUCAAAAUGUCACGCCGACCUGGGAAAAGAACUGGGAGGUUGAUGGUGGGCCAGAUGCAGCUGGAGCUGGACAGAUAACACGGCCCAGCGCCAGGACUUUCCAAGUAGCCGAGAAAAACAUCUACAUGUCCUUAUUUGGACAUGUGGAAAGUCUUUAGGUGGUGGUUAAAAGCAGGCCUUCACAGGCUGGGGUUUUCAGAGCGCUUCGCAGAGGGUCCGCUGGUAGCACACAGCGGACCUUUUCCGACCUCUCGGUUCUCUCUGCAGAGGAACAAGCAGGUGAAUUCGGUCUCUGCCUCUCUUUUUAUUACUCUUUUGUAAUCAUUAUCUGAUUGAUUUAAUUUGUCAUGUAUAAUAAAUUUGUAUGCUAUUGAUUUAAACUUCAAA